AUGUCGGCGAAAGGGACCACCAUCUUGUUUGUCAUCCAGCCAAUGCUGGAUAUCACUGAAUCUAUGGUGGUCUGGAUGGAGGAGGAAUUGCUUGGGAAAAAUCACCUGUGUGUCUUUGUGCUUGCCGUCUGUGUUCCCCGCGACCAGCUGGAAGCUGCCGCGGUUCUUCGAGAGGCGGGAAGGGGGGGAGGGGGAGCAGGACAAGUCUGGGACCCCGAGGGCGGACCCUCGUCCCAGCUGGGGUCUUCAGCUCUCCAGGCUGUGGCAGUUUCCAGGCCCCGCGCUAUUGCGCGGUCUGGCCUCAGGAACCGCUCAGUGGUACCACACCACUUCAUGAUGUCACUUUACGGGAGCCUGGCUGGGAGGGCUCUGGCUCCAGAGACCUCGGGGCACGGACACGCGGACACGAUCACCGGCUUCAUAGACCAAGCGACUCAAGGUACUUUGCAUAUAUUCUGCGCCAUUCCGAGGAAUCUGCGGCCGAACUUUUUAUUUGAAGUAUCUGGCCUCCCCGGAGCUGCCUUGCUGUGCCGCCUGAGGUCUCCAGAGCCAGACCUGGACAGUGUGACCCUACCUCCGCUGCUGCAGCUGUCCUUGUGCCCCGACACGGCUCGCACAUCUCACCGACUGCACUCGCGGGCUGGGGCUGCCGAGCCACUGGACAACACUCCCUGGGAAGCGUUCGAUGUGAUGGACUCUGCGAGAGUGCGGUGGCCGUCCCUGGGCAGCCCGCUGGCCCAGGGACGACUGGGUUUGGGCUGGCCAAACAGUGGCAGCAGCGGUGGCACCACUUCCGAGGAGCACACGCUCUUGGUGACCUCCUGUACACAGAGGAAAAAGAGUCUGUUCAGGGAGAUCCGCGCCUGGGCCAGUCGCGCUCUAGGACGAGGCGCUGGCUCUCUCAGAAAGCAGGCAAGGUACCCCAGGAGCAGGGCAGCAGUGGAGAGGUUGGGGACUGAUCCGGGCAGGCGGAGCCACUGCAGCCGGAAGCCUCUGCACUGGGACUUUAAGGAGUUGGGCUGGGGAGUCUGGAUCUUCUCACCAUUAGACUAUGAGGCCUAUCACUGCGAGGGCGUUUGUGACUUUCCCCUGCGUUCGCACCUCGAGCCCACCAACCAUGCCAUCAUUCAGACGCUACUCAACUCCAUGGCACCUGACGCGGCUCCAGCCUCCUGCUGCGUGCCCGCACGCCUCAGCCCCAUCAGCAUCCUCUAUAUCGAUGCAGCCAACAACGUGGUCUACAAACAGUACGAGGACAUGGUGGUAGAGGCCUGUGGCUGCAGGUAGCAUGCGGUCUUGGGAGGGCCUUGCUGCCGGGAAUCCCAGCUGAAGGAAGAACAGCCUCAGCCUGGCCUGUCACCAGGCCAGAGGGACUGUGGACUAUGGCCUCUGACUGCACAGAGGAGAGCACACAGUUCACACUCACAUUUACACACUCCUUCACUCACGCACACAUUUACCGUGGACAGCAGGUACUGAAAGCCUUGUGUAGAUGCUACGACUGGAUGUCACAGCCAUGCUUAUUUGCUAACAUCGAUACAAAC
This is a messenger RNA of Cricetulus griseus (Chinese hamster), 1544 nucleotides long. NCBI's taxonomy places the organism in Eukaryota, Metazoa, Chordata, Mammalia, Rodentia, Cricetidae. The record is from RefSeq and is a predicted model, not a curated record.